Molecule: messenger RNA, 678 nt
Organism: Aureobasidium pullulans EXF-150
Lineage: Eukaryota; Fungi; Ascomycota; Dothideomycetes; Dothideales; Saccotheciaceae
Product: extracellular protein 6
Exons: 2
Coding region: 1-678 (225 amino acids)
Source: RefSeq, a predicted model, not a curated record
AUGAAGUCUGUCAUUAUUGCCGCCGCCGCCACUUUUGGUUGUGCCUGGGCUAGCCCCAUCUUCGCUCGCCAGACAUCCUCUUGCACUUUUAGCAACACCACCACCCCACCUUGUGGUGCUACUUCGUACAUCGACUACACCGUCAAGUCUGGUGACACUUUGACCACUAUUGCCGCCAACCCGGACCUCAAGUCCGGCGUCUGCGACAUUGCCAAAGUCAACUGCAUCAGCAACAUCAACCUCGUCAUCCCCGGCGAGGUCCUCAAGAUUCCUUCCUUCUGCACCACCCCCGACAACACCAGCUGCCAACCCACAGCUGCACCCGCAACUAACAACACCUGCGUCAAGGGCGUCCCAGCCAAAUACACCGUCCGCAGUGGCGACUUCCUGAGCAAGAUCGCCGAAAACUUCGAAAUCACUCUCGCAGCUCUUGAGCAAGCCAACCCUCAGAUCACCAACCCCGAUCUCAUCUUCCCCGGUCAAGUUAUCAACAUUCCUGUCUGCGAGGGUAGCAGCUGCAUUGUUGCCCCCUACCAGAUCAAGCAGGGUGAUCUUUACUACGAUCUGGCCCAGACCUAUCACACUACCGUCGGCCAGAUUGAGGCUUACAACCCCAACGUUGAUCCCCUUAAUAUCACCAUCGGAAUCACCAUCCAGUUGCCUCAGAACUGCAACUAG